Molecule: messenger RNA, 4140 nt
Organism: Macrobrachium nipponense
Lineage: Eukaryota; Metazoa; Arthropoda; Malacostraca; Decapoda; Palaemonidae
Gene: Xpc
Product: DNA repair protein complementing XP-C cells homolog
Exons: 9
Coding region: 294-3827 (1177 amino acids)
Biological process (GO): nucleotide-excision repair; mismatch repair
Cellular component (GO): XPC complex; nucleotide-excision repair factor 2 complex; nucleus
Molecular function (GO): damaged DNA binding; single-stranded DNA binding
Source: RefSeq, a predicted model, not a curated record
UACUGUUAAAAUAUAUGUAUUUUACAUCAUAACCCUGAUAAUUAUAAUGUUUUAUUGAAUGUUUGACACCAUUCUUACUGUCGUUCUAGAUUAUUAAAGUUGAAAAUCACCUGAAUUAAUAACGAUCAGUUUUGGUAGCCCUGUUUCCCUUAGGAGAGCGAUUGUAAUGAACGAAGCCUUCGCUUAUUUCACUGCUCCUCAAUGGCAUAGGUAGUAAUUUGUAAACGCGAUCCUUACGAAACUAUAUUUUGGCGGCUAGAGAAAGUCACCUUGUGACCGACUAAACUGUCAGUAUGGCAGCUGAUGGCAUCAAAAGGACCUCAUCAAGGGGUAUUCGCUCCUGUUCACAGUCAUGCAAAGUCCCAGUACAAAAAGGAAACAUAGAGACAGGGAGAAAAAAAAUGUUGAAGGUUGACAUGGCAACUUCUAAAAAGGGCAGAAAAACAGAAAGUGAAGUGAAGGUGUCUGAUCAGCUGGGAAAAGUGAACUUGUCAAAAUGCUCAGAUAAGGCUCAGAAGAACAUUUCUAAAGUCCAGGGUAAUGCCACAGAUGUGAAACCUGUAAAGCAUACUAACUCUAACAAGAAAGAAGAUAGUACAAAGAAGUUAACAAAAGAUAAGCAUGAGAAAGAGACAGGUAAGAUCAAGAAAGAAAGAAAGGGUUCCAGAGAGAGUUCAGAAAGGAGGAGGAGUGGAGACGUUUCAAAAGCGAAGUUUCCUACAAAAACAAAUGAUGUUGAAAACGACUUCUCCAAAAUUGAGAGCAUGAUUUUUGAAGAUCAUUUAGCAGCUUCUGAGGAGAAGACUAGUGCCCCUGGGAAAAAGAGAGGUAGACCAAAGAAAGGAGAAAGCCCUUCAGGUACCAGUGGCAGCUCGACUAAGAAACCAAAGGUUAUGAAGCAAGCAUCAGAUAGCGGUAAGAGAAAGACUGCUGACCGAGGAAAAAAACCGGCACCUGCCACCCUCAAGGCAAAGAAGGAGAAAGUUGAUGGCUCUGAUUCCGAUGCCAGUGAUUGGGAGGAAGUGGAUGAAGAGGGUGAUAUAAAUGAGCUGGAAGCCCUCUUGAAUGACUCAAUGGAUACGAAAGUCUCUGCCAAGGAAUCUGUGAAGAUUGAAUUAGAUGCACCAGAUCUGAUCUGGGGUAUGAAGAAGAGGAAGAAAAGGAGAACAGAGGCAGAAAUGAUUGAGGAGUAUCUAAGACGUCACGUUAAUCGCUCUAUCAGAGAGUUGUAUGAAAAUAUGCAUAAGGCUCACGUUCUCUGCCUCUUUGCCCAUGGGCAAUUCGUGAACAAAACUCUGAAUUCAGAAAUCUUAUUGGGCUCUGCUCUUUCCAUCAUAACCGAAAAAAAUGCAUAUCCACCUAAAAGACUAGACAUGAGCUACUUGGAAAAGUUUGUCAGUUGGUUUUCGCGUAAGAUAACUUUACCUGCCGAAGAUCUAGAAGAAGAUUAUUGGAACAUUCCACUUGAAGCCAUAUUGGUUAAAAGGUUUGGGAGUAAAACUGCCCUGACAAACAGAGAGUUAGUUUUUAUGUUUAUCAUAAUUGCACGAGCACUGGGGAUGAACGUUCGUCUCAUCUUGUCACUUCAGCCUAUGAGUUGGAAACCCAAUGCAGAUGCUCUGAUAAAACGAAUCAAAGAAGAGAAGAAAUCAACUGGAAUUAGCAUCAGUGAUUCCUCUGGAUCAGCUCACAACUUUACUGAAGCAGUGGUAAAAGAGGAAAAACCAAAGGUGAAGAACAACCGAAAGAUGUUAUCGUCGGACUCCGACGUGAAUGAAAACCCAGGGAAGGGACAGACAAGUAAAAAGGGAAGUUCUGGCUCCAGUAAAACCAGUAAGAGACCUGCAAGUUCUCUGGAUGGAAGUGACAGUGACUUUGAUCCUUCUAGUGACAAAAUCAAGAAAGGUCCUAAGGGGUCUCGUGGCUCCAAGAGAAAAAACUCCAGUGAUGACAGUAGUGAUCGUAGUAAGAAGAGGAAACUCAGUGAAAAGAAGGAGAAGAAUGGGAAUCGUAAGAAAACAGGACCCUUGGUAGAAUGGGCUGAGGUUUACGUGGAGGAAGAAGAAAAAUGGAUGUGCAUUGAUGUGACGAAGGCAAAAAUCCAUUGCAUACUAGAAAUUGAGGCACGAACACCUUCCACCUCAGGAUACAUAACAGCUUACAAUGCCGACCUUACCGUGAAAGAUGUGACGAGGAGAUACAUUUCAACUUGGUUAUCUAAUGAGAAUAAGUUGCGAUGUGACAGCAAGUGGUGGCAGAAGUCUAUUCGGGGAUUCAUGGGGAAGAAGACCAGAUUAGAUAGAGAAGAGGAUGAGGAAAUGGAUCAGAUUCUCAAGCAACAGCCACUUCCAAAAUCUAUUGGAGAAUAUAAAAACCACCCACUGUAUGCCCUACAACGACAUCUUUUGAAAUUUGAAGCAAUUUAUCCGCCUGACGAAACUCCAGUAGGGUACAUCAAAGGCGAACCGGUGUACCCUCGAUCGAGCAUUUACACCCUGCAUUCUCGAGAUAUUUGGAUGAAGGAAGCUAAAACUGUGCGUGUAGGGGAGGAGCCGUACAAGGUCGUAAAGGCUAGACCUAAAUGGGAUAGGGAAACCUGCCAAGUGAUAAAGGACAGACCGCUGGAAGUGUUCGGAGAGUGGCAGGUUGAGGACUACGAACCGCCUGUAGCUGUAGGAGGGAAGGUACCCCGCAAUGAGUACGGGAAUGUCGAGCUGUUCAAACCGUCCAUGUUGCCCAAAGGAUGUGUCCACAUACCUAUUGCUGGUCUGAAUCGUAUCGCCCGAAAGCUGAACAUUGACUGUGCUUCUGCGAUAACCGGAUUCGACUUUCACUCUGGUUGGUCGCACCCUGUGUACGAAGGCUUCGUGGUUUGUGAAGAAUACAAAGAUGUCUUACUGGAUGCAUGGAAUGAGGACCAAGUUGAGCAAGCAAAGCGUGCGGAGGAAAAACGAGAGAAAAGAAUCUACAAUAACUGGAAGAAACUCAUCAAUGGAAUGCUGGUGAGGGAACGUGUCCGGGAGAAGUACGGGACAUACGAGGUGCCUGAAGACGAAGCCGAGGACAAGAGUGAAAGUGAAACUAAAGCCAAGGUUAAAAAAGUCAGAGCAAAUGAAGAAAAUAAAACCAAAGUCACACAGGCAGACAUUGAUGCUGCUAGACCUCCACUUGUGACUCACAGUGUCAAAAACCUUCAAAUUGACCUGACAUCCAAUGUUGUAGAAAUGGCUCAAGCCAGCAGGAGGAGCACAAUGAAAACAAAAAAUGCACGCAGAGCAAAGCCAGUGAAAGAAAAAGCCAAAAGUUCACAGCUCCCUGUGGCUGGUGAAGGCUGUCUUGGUGAUAGUUCAGAUGAAACUGACGAAGAAGAAAAGAAGGAGAAAAUCAGAGCAAUCUUACAGUGGGGAACAAAAUCUGCCAAUGCAGCUUCAAAUCUCAGUGACGAUAGUGAUUGUGAAGAGGACGCCAAACCCUCUUGUUCAAAGUUCGAAUCUGCACUGAACACUUUUGUUAACAGUUCACAUUUCAAUGCCGUAAAGAAACUGGAGAAUCGCCAGAAAAAGAGGGGUAGAAGGGCAAGCUCUGAUCUUGACGAGGAAAGUGAUUCAGGGAGGAGCAGUCGUUCAACUACUCCUGAGGUUGAUGUCAAGGACAUGUCUGACAUAGCGCCAAGGAGAGUACCACGCCGAUCGGUGACACAAAAGACUGUUAUGUAUGAAGAAAGCGACGAAGGUGACAUCAGCCUUGGGGAAAGUGAUUUGGAGGACAAAACUUUUGACCCUGUAAAAGUAAAGUCUGGUGGAUUGAAUUUAAGUGAUAGUGAGUGAGGAUGGGAGUAAGUGAAAACUAAGGAACCCUAAUUUAAAUGUUUUAUAGAAAAUUUUUAUUUAAUAUCAAAGCCAUUCCAUUUCCUUUAUCAGAUGGACGUGUUGAUUUCUACAAGUGUAGAGUAGCCAAAGAGAAACUGUAAAGAAAUACAGUAUAACAUUUCUAAUGACAUUUGUCUACCUGUGGUCGAAUUGGUUAUAAUUGUAUUUAGAAAUUUAAAAUUUCUAGGAAAAGCCUGUGUGGCUUAAUGUAAAAAGAUGUUUUAAGUUCUUUCACAAGUAAAUAAAUGUUUUUCUAAGGAACUUUCUCUUC